Messenger RNA from Centrocercus urophasianus (Greater sage-grouse), 4202 nucleotides. It is a transcript of the gene SREBF1, whose product is annotated as sterol regulatory element binding transcription factor 1. Gene Ontology annotation, cellular component: nucleus. The record is from RefSeq and is a predicted model, not a curated record. NCBI's taxonomy places the organism in Eukaryota, Metazoa, Chordata, Aves, Galliformes, Phasianidae. Gene Ontology annotation, biological process: regulation of transcription by RNA polymerase II. Gene Ontology annotation, molecular function: RNA polymerase II cis-regulatory region sequence-specific DNA binding; DNA-binding transcription factor activity, RNA polymerase II-specific; protein dimerization activity. The coding region runs from base 78 to 3416 and encodes 1112 amino acids. The transcript is spliced from 18 exons.
CGGAUCAUGCGGCGACCGGCCCAGCUCAGGCGGCCCCCCCGGUCCUAAAGGCUCCGCUGCCCGUGAGAGCCGCCGCGAUGAGCGCUCUCAGCUUCGACGAUGCCACCCUGGAGGGGCUGGCCCUGGAGCUCCGCGCGGCGAGCGACAUCGACACGGCGCUGCUCAGCGACAUCGACGACAUGCUGCAGCUGAUCAACACACCGGACAAUGACUUUUCGGGGCUGUUUGAUGUGCCGUUUUCUGCCCCUGACAGCACAGUGUCUCCGGGGCUCCCCCCAGCCCCCACCAGUUACCUGGGGCCCAGCCAGCCAUCACCCACUGGCAAUGUGUUCCCAGCCCCCCCCGUGCUGUCAGCGUUCACCCCACAGUCCCCCACCCCACUCCUACCAGCCCCCGGACCUCCAGCAGCACCGGGGGUGAAGGAGGAGCCUGUGGCCGUGCCCAGCAGCCAGCCCCAGCCCAGCGUAAUGCUGGCCUCCAGCUUCGUUCCCGCAUCCCCUGGGCAGUUCAGCUCCCAGCCCAUGGUGGGCUUCCAGAGCCAGCACAGCUUCCCUGCUGUGCAGCCUGGGGGGGCUGCGCAGAGCCCCCUGCCCACCCCACAGCCAGCCCAGCCCGUGGCACUGCCUGGCCCCGUGCAGAGCGUGGCACCGCAGCAGCUCCUGGCACCCGGCCCCGCUGCCACCACCCAGCCCGUGUCACCCCAGAUCCAGCCGGUGCCGGUGCUGCUGCAGCCCCACUUCAUCAAGGCAGAUUCCCUGCUGCUGACAGCUGUCAAGACAGAUGCUGGCAGUGCCAAGACUUCCUCCAUCACCUCUUUGGCCACCAGCAGCACCGCGGCUCCACUGCAGGUGCCGGCUCUGGUGAGUGGGGGCACCAUCCUGGCCACGGUGCCGCUGGUGGUGGACGCUGAGAAGCUGCCCAUCAACCGGCUGGCGCCCAGCGGGAAGGCAGCGCUGCUGCAGAGCAAAGGGGAGAAGAGGACGGCGCAUAACGCCAUCGAGAAGCGCUACCGCUCCUCCAUCAACGACAAGAUCGUGGAGCUGAAGGACCUGGUGGUGGGCACCGAGGCCAAGCUCAACAAGUCGGCGAUCCUGAGGAAGGCCAUCGAGUACAUCCGCUUCCUGCAGCAGAGCAACCAGAAGCUGAAGCAGGAGAACCUCAGCCUGAAGAUGGCCAUGCAGAAAAGCAAGUCCCUCAAGGACCUGGUGGCCUCCUGCGGUGCCGGCCCCAAGGCGGAGGCGCCCAUGGAGGUGGCGAAGGCGGAGGUGAUGGAGAUGCUGACCCCGCCGCCCUCAGAUGUGGGCUCCCCAUCCCGCGGCAGCCCGCUCUCGCUCAGCGGGGGCAGCAGCAACAGCAGCAGUGACUCGGAGCCUGACAGCCCCCUCUGCAACCACAGCAAGGUGAAGCAGGAGCACCCACCACCCUCACCUGGCAGUCAGGGCAUGCUGGACCGCUCCCGAAUGGCCCUCUGUGCCUUCGUCUUCCUCUGCCUCUCCUUUAACCCCCUGGCCUCUCUGCUCCGCGGCUCCAGUGCUCCGGCACCAUCUGGGAACCUGGGUACUGCUGGUCCUGGAAGAAGCAUCAUGGCUGAGUCUGGCACUGCAGAGGAGCCGUGGGGAUGGUCACAGUGGCUGUGGCCCACGCUGGUGUUCUGGGGGCUGAACGUGGCUCUGGUGCUGGGAGCGGUGGUGCGGCUCUUUGUCUAUGGGGAGCCGGUCACCCCUCCACACUCCGAAUCCUCUGUCCUCUUCUGGCGGCACCGCCGGCAGGCGGACCUGGACCUGGACCGGGGGGAUUUCGCGCAGGGUGCCCAGCACCUCCGCACGGCGCUGGGGGCCCUGGGCCGCCCGCUGCCCGCCUCCCACGGGGACCUGGCCUGCAGCCUGCUGUGGAGCCUGCUCCGCCACCUGCUCCAGCGCCUCUGGGUGGGCCGCUGGCUGGCUGCCCGCGCUGGGGGGCUGCGCCCAGAUCCCCCACCCCGCGCCCACGUCCGACAGAGCGCCCGCAACGCAGCCAUGGCCUACCACCGCCUGCACCAGCUGCACCUGGCUGGGAAGCAGGCCGGGGGGCACCUGCUGGCCAUCAACCUGGCGCUCAGUGCCGUCAACUUGGCUGAGUGCGCCGGUGACGCCGUCUCGGUGGCUGCGCUGGCUGAGAUCUACGUGGCGGCCGCACUGCGCAUCAAGGCCAGCCUGCAUCGCUGCUUCCAUUUCCUGGCUCGCCCCUUCCUCUGCAGUGCCCGCCGUGUGGCCCUGUCCCAUGGUGGGGCUGUGCCCCCCGCCAUGCAGUGGCUCUGCCACCCGUUGGGUCACCGCUUCUUCGUGGACGGGGACUGGGCCGUCAAGGGCGUCCCGAGAGAGACCAUCUACAGCUCUGCUGGUGACCCAGUGGACCCGUUGGCGCAGGUGACCCAGCUCUUCCGUGAGCACCUCCUGGAGAAGGCGCUGUACUGCGUGGCCGUGCCUGAACCUGGCCGUCCUGCUGCCCAGGGAGAGGGGCGCUUUUCGGAUGCGCUGGAGUACCUUCAGCUGCUCAAUGGCUGCUCCCAUGCCAGCAGCAUGCCCGGCCCCACACCUUCCAUCAGCUCUGGCCUGGCAGCAGUGACAGGCACCGACCCUGUGUCCAAGUGGUGGGCGUCUCUCAUCAGCACGGUCAUUCACUGGCUGAAGGGUGAUGAGGAGGGGGCUGAGCGGCUCUACCCGCUGGUGGAAGCCAUGCCCCGGGCACUGCAGAGCUCUGAGAAGCCCCUUCCCCGUGCUGCACUGCACUCCUUCAAGGCGGUCCGGGCCAUGCUGAACAAACAGGACGGCAGCCAGGCCAGCCUGAACCACUGUGAGAAGGCCAGCAGCUGCCUGCGGGAGAGCCUGGAGCUCUGCAGCCCCCCCAAGUGCACCAUCGACAAGGCGGUGCAGCUCUUACUGUGCGACCUGCUCCUGGUCACCCGCACCAACCUGUGGCAGCAGCAGAUGAGUGCCAGCCAGCAGCUGCGUGGCACCUACCAGGCAUCUGCUCUGGAGCUCCGCGGCUUCCAGCAGGACCUCAGCAGCCUGCGGCGCCUGGCACAGACCCUGCGGCCUGCCAUGCGAAGGGUGAGCCCCCCUACAACCUCCUGGCUCCCUCCUGUGCACAUGCCACGUCUAGCACAGCACACAGGGGAUGCUCAGUGCCCGUCCCUUCUCUCUGUCCCCGCAGCCGGCGAGCCGGAGAGCCACCCCACGCCACGGGAGCACGCCGAAGCACUGCUGCUGGCCUGCUGCUACCUGCCCCCCAGCUUCCUCUCAGCCCCUGGGCAGCGUGUGGGGAUGUUGGCUGAGGCCGCCCGUACGCUGGAGAAGCUGGGGGACAGGCGGACACUGCACGACUGCCAGCAGAUGAUCAUCAAGCUGGGCAGCGGCACCACCGUCACCUCGGGUUAGAGGAGGGAUGUGGGCACGUGCCACCUGCCCCCCCCCCUCGUGCCAUACGCGUGGUGGGGACGUGCGUGUCUCAGUGUCCCCCUCUCUAUGAGAUGGUGUCAGGGUGCAGUUCUUAAGGUGACGGAUGGGAGCGGCGGGGUGACGUCCCGUGUCGCCAUCCGCUGUGGGUGUUGGGGGCACAUCCCAGCGUGGGCACCCUGCUGGCUGUCCCGGUGGCCGGCGCAGUUGGGUGACGGGACGUGGGGACCUCUAGUGACAUUGUCACAGUAUUGCACGGCACUGGGGUUCCUCCUCCCAGCGCCCGCCACCCCCCUGCAAAACCCCAGCGCAAGGCUGGGGCCUUCCUCACCUGCUGCGUGUCCCUGCUCCUCCCCGUGGGUCCCACAGCACCGGGUUGGGGGGGAGGACGCACCUCAGCACUGUCCCCACUAGGGGAGAGCGGGACGGUUUGCCCCGCGGUGGCAGCUAAGAUGGCACCAUAAGGUGCCCGUGGUAGGAAAGAGGGGCCCCCCCUGCCCUCCCCCAGCACUGCCCGUUCCCCCCAUUAGGAGCUGUGCCCCCCCCCUGCAGCCCCAACCCCACACGCUUUGGGAGAAGGGGUGGCUCUGGGUUGGGAUGUGGACUGGUGGGUGCCCCCAUCCCCUUGCUGUGCCCCUACUUUGUAUAUAGCUCCCUGCUGUGCCCCACUUCACCCUUAUCCCCCCCCGCCACUUCCCCCUUGCCUUUUUAAACGGUAUUUUCAUAGUUGCAGAGUUUUGUACAGUGAAUUAAAGCCAAUUAUUUAUA